Notothenia coriiceps (black rockcod) is the source of this 1248-nucleotide messenger RNA. RefSeq names its product forkhead box E3 (gene foxe3). The transcript has a single exon. Gene Ontology annotation, biological process: cell differentiation; regulation of transcription by RNA polymerase II; anatomical structure morphogenesis. Bases 1 to 1248 code for a protein of 415 amino acids. Gene Ontology annotation, molecular function: RNA polymerase II cis-regulatory region sequence-specific DNA binding; DNA-binding transcription factor activity, RNA polymerase II-specific. The record is from RefSeq and is a predicted model, not a curated record. Lineage: Eukaryota; Metazoa; Chordata; Actinopteri; Perciformes; Nototheniidae.
AUGAAUCUGGCAAAUUACUCUUACUUCUCUGGCAUGUGUAACAUGACCGCUGAGACGCAGCACUCGCCUGCGGAGGCCAGUCCUGUGGUCCUGUCUCCAACCAUGAGCCUGGACUCUCCGCUGCAGGCUGGCCCACCUCUGAUGCUGCAGGCCCGGUCAAAAGACAACGUGUUGAUCAAGUCCGAGCCCCGGGGAGGCAGCAGCCCAAACACGGAGGAUGGAGCCGCUUUAGGGCAGACUGAGGAGCACCUGCCCACCGGGAGCCGCCGCAGGAAAAGGCCGGUGCAGCGGGGGAAGCCUCCCUACAGCUACAUCGCUCUCAUCGCCAUGGCCAUCGCCAACUCCCCCGAGAGGAAGCUCACCCUGGGGGGCAUUUACAAGUUCAUCAUGGAGCGGUUUCCUUUCUACAGGGAGAACUCGAAGAAGUGGCAGAACUCCAUCCGGCACAACCUCACCCUGAACGACUGCUUUGUUAAAAUCCCCCGGGAGCCUGGCAGGCCAGGUAAAGGUAACUACUGGACCUUAGACCCCGCUGCUGAGGACAUGUUUGACAACGGGAGCUUUCUGAGGAGGAGGAAGAGGUUCAAGCGCACAGAUGUGAGCACCUACCCGGGGUACAUGCAGAGCUCCAGCGCCUUCACCCCGACUCCUAUGGGCAGGCCCACGUACCCAAACACCCUUUACGCAGGGAUCGGGUCUGGGUACGGCUCCCAGCUAAGUGCCACCUCCCCGCACCCGGCCAUGCUGCACCACUACCAGGCCUCCGGACAGGGACAGCCGCGCAUGUUCAGCAUCGACAACAUCAUCAGCCAGCAGUCCGGGGGAGACCUCAACUCCCAGGGGCUGCAGGGGAUGGGACUAGGAGGAGGGGAUAUGGGCACCAUGACCUCCAGCUGCUCGGUCACCGGCACCGACCCGUCUGCUUGCUUCCAGAACCAGGCUGGGAACCCCUCGGGGAACAUGCUGAGCAGAAACAGUGGGAAUCUCUCCUCCAACCUGAGCGCAGGGUAUCCGUAUUCCUCCUCGGCCUCCCCUCCGAACCUGCCCACCAUGACCCAGUCAGGGUUCUCCCCCGGCAGCUCUCAGGUGUAUUGCUCCGGGAACAGGCUGUCCCUGCCGGCCCUGCGCCCCGGGUCCUGCGCGGAGCACACGGACCAGCUGCUGGGCCUCUCCAACCCCAUGAACUCUUACAACAACUCCUACAUGAGGCAGGCCAACUUCGCGUCAGGAUUAGAGCGGUAUAUGUGA